GUUAUAAUUUGUGGUGGUUGCAUUUUAUCAGUGGCAGAAGCUAACAGUGAUUGAGCGGUCGAGAAAGAUGGGUUUGGAAUCUGUGGGAGAUUUGGCGAUUAACGUUAUUCUGAAGAAAUUAGGAGCAGAAGACAUUGCGAGGGUGGCGUGUGCCAGCAAAAGGUUUAGGUCUUCCGCUUCCGAAGACACUCUUUGGAUGAAUCUCUGUUUCCAUGAACUCGCUCUGACCCAACCCCAAGAUCAUCUAGGAAACCUUCUCCCUUCCUUCAAGGAAUGUUAUCAAACAUGGAGAGGAGCUUUUUCUAUGUAUCCUUGGUCUCUUGUUAGGCGUGUAAAAAGGUGCUGGGAUAGGAUACAGACCUGGUUGGCCAAUAAUUUUCCUGAAGCUGAGGCCACUCUUUGUAAAGGUGCAACAGAAGCUGACAUUGAGGAGUUGGAGAAUGUAUUAAAGGUGAAAUUGCCACUUCCUACAAGGAUCCUUUAUCGCUUUCAUAAUGGACAAGAAAUAGCGAAAACAGAUCUGGAGACUAGCACAUUUGGUAGUUCUUUGGGUCUAAUUGGUGGCUACUCCUUCUACAGUCAUUUGGUGAAUGUUUAUUUAUUACCAAUACGUCAUAUAAUUCUAGAAACUCAGCAACAUAGGCGUUGCAGGGGCUUUUUAAGAAGAUCCAAGUUUGUUCUCAUGGCUGCUUCAUCCACACACAGUGAAAAGUUGUUUUUCCUCAACUGUACCAAUGGUCAACUAUAUGUUGGAACUAGGAAUAUUCUUACUGAUAGAGACAUAAUCCCUUGUGUACCUCAUGAUCUGAUUCAUUUACAUCAGGAAGUGAAUAGUGGAGAGCAACAAGAUGCCAUGCUACUGUGGUUAGAAGAACAUGGUCACCGUCUAGAACAUGGCGUUAUCAAACUUCGGGAUGAAGUAAAUGGCAGAAGCAUUAAUCUUUUCCCAGAAGAACCCCCUUUUUGUUCAACGGCUAUUACUAAUGGUGUGAAGGUUUGUGCUUCUGCGUUGGUUAUCCCUGAGUUGAUUGAUCUUCAACAUGACUUUGAAAAGUACUUGUUUGCUUAUUCAAUCCGCAUGUCCCUUGAACCUCAAGGAUGCAUCAUUAAUGGAAUGACCUUCAACUCUUGCCAGCUCCAUUGGAGGCACUGGAUCAUCCGUGCCAAUGAUAUUGUUGUAUCUGAUGUCAAUGGAGAAGCUGUUAUAGGACAGUUUCCACUUUUGCGUCCUGGUGCUAAAGAAUUUGUUUAUCAGAGUUGCACACCUCUACCAAUAUCAUCAGGUUCCAUUGAAGGUUCUUUUACAUUUAUACCUGGCAGAUUGGCAGAGCCAAAAGGAGACCCUUUUCUAGCUACAGUGGCACAUUUCCCGCUGCAGCUGCCAGAGUAUAUUUUCUGAUUUUGAUUCUGGUAUCUUUAAUGGAAACUGCAGCUCCAAGAUUUUGUUUGGCCGCAUUAUGUCACUUCCGUGAGUGUUGCUUGGUUGUUGUGACCCUUGUGAGAGUAUGUAGUGUAGUAACUAGUAAUAAUUGGGUUUCUCGCGUUCUUGACUUGUCUCUUAACUUUCUACCCUUCACUCGCACAAAUCUAUAUGCAUGCAAUUCAUAUUUAGUAUUGUGUGUGUGCGGACUCUUCUUUUUUGUGUGUGUGGGGUCAUAGUGGUGGUUUGAAAUGUAUUAUCUACGCAAAGGAAUGUCAUAGAAUCCCAUCCA
This is a messenger RNA of Cajanus cajan (pigeon pea), 1712 nucleotides long. RefSeq names its product SKP1/ASK-interacting protein 16 (gene SKIP16). Gene Ontology annotation, molecular function: protein binding. Lineage: Eukaryota; Viridiplantae; Streptophyta; Magnoliopsida; Fabales; Fabaceae. The record is from RefSeq and is a predicted model, not a curated record.